Messenger RNA from Saxophila tyrrhenica, 1551 nucleotides. RefSeq lists its product as uncharacterized. The transcript has 7 exons. Gene Ontology annotation, molecular function: carbohydrate:proton symporter activity. Gene Ontology annotation, biological process: transmembrane transport; carbohydrate transport. NCBI's taxonomy places the organism in Eukaryota, Fungi, Ascomycota, Dothideomycetes, Mycosphaerellales, Extremaceae. Bases 1 to 1551 code for a protein of 516 amino acids. The record is from RefSeq and is a predicted model, not a curated record. Gene Ontology annotation, cellular component: membrane.
AUGGCACGGGCCAAGCUGGGAGGUACUCGAAUGGGUGCCAUCAGGGCGUACCUCUUUGGUUACUUCCUGUGUCUUCCUGGAUUCUUGUUCGGAUAUGACACUGGCAUCGUCGGUGGUGUCUUGACCAUGGAGUCGUACCAGAGAGACUUCGGCUACAGCGACAACACAACAGUAUCCGCGGUCAUGGUGUCCAUGCAGAAUGUUGGAGCCUUCCUGGCCGCCAUCAGCAUCUUCACUGUCUCUAAAAAGUUCGGACGGCGCAAGACGCUUCAGGCUGCGUGCACCAUCUUCUGCAUUGGUGUCACCCUUCAAGUGGUACCGUCUGGCUCGCUCGCUUGCUUCUACGUCGGGCGUUUUGUCGCAGGCUUGGGACUGGGCUCUGCAACGGCAGUAGCUCCUGGAUACAAUGCCGAGAUGGCACCAAAGGAAAUUCGCGCAAGACUCGGUGGCGGCGUGCAAUGGCUGUUUGCCUUGGGAGUGAUGAUCAGCUACUGGCUUGACUACGCUGUCGUCCAGACACUUCCAUCCAGCUCCAAGCAAUGGCAGAUACCCGUCGGUCUCCAGAUGGUCCCUCCGGCGGUAAUUGCCAUUGGUCUCAUCUUCUGCCACGAGUCUUGCAGAUGGCUGGUGAAAGAGGACCGUAUCGAGGAGGCCUGGGAGAGCCUGAAGUGGAUUCGCGCUGAUGAUGGUCCGGAGGUCAGAGCAGAGUUUGAGGAGAUCAAGACCGGUCUGGCCGAAGAGUUCCGUGCAAAGGCUGGCUUCAAGAAGAGCGAGCUCCUCGAGCCUGCGAACCGCUACCGCCUCCUCCUCGGUUUUGGCAUCUUCGUCGGGCAGCAGUGUACUGGAAUGACUGCACUUGCAUACUUCGCUCCCCAGAUUUUUGCCGUGCUCGUUGGAGACGACCAAACGCAGAAUCUCUUGAUCACUGGAUUGUUUGGAGCACAGAAGUUUAUCACUUGCGGUGCAUACAUCCUCCUAGUCAGCGAGAGAUUUAACCGCCGCCCUACAUUCUGGAUCUCGGCGAUCCUCAUGGCGGUUUGCUUCAUCAUCGUCGUCAUCGUCAAUAAGACAGCUUUCGGCGAUGGCACCGGACCGAAUGCUCGCCCCGCUGGUAUCGGCACGGUGGCCAUGAUCUUCUUGACCAACUCGAUUUACCAGUUUUCAUGGGGACCUCUCCCGUGGCCCUACACAGCUGAGAUCUUCCCCUCGCGCAUCCGCGAGUUCGGUGGUGGGUUGUCGGUCAGCACUCAGUGGCUGUUCAACUUCCUCUUCUCCCUCGUCACACCAUACAUGGUCAACUCCAUGGGCUCCUAUGUCUUCCUCUUCUACGCCAUCUUGGACGUCAUCAUGUCGGCCCUCGCUUUCAUGUUCGUCAAGGAAACCAAAGGACGAUCGAUCGAGGAGAUGGAGACGAUCUUCCACAGCAAGGCUGCUUUCGAUGUGGAUCUGGCUAGGAAGAGAGGCGCUACUGAGAAUGAGGCCGAAAUCAUCGAGCAUGUCGACCAUGGCGAUGGGACCGACAAGGCGAAGGACACUAAGAUUGAGCUUUAG